AUGUGUCCUCCUAAACGCCUGCUCAUCCCCAUGGUUGACAAACAGCGAUUUCCCAAGAUAGCUGCCGCACACUCAGUUCCGAAUCUCUGCGCCCCGGCCCGCGCGCCGCCCUGUCUCCUGCUCCUCGUCCUUCUCCUGCUGCCUGAGCUCGCCUCCUCGUCCCGGCCCCGUGCCUGGGGGGCCCCUGCGCCCAGCGCUCCGCACUGGAAUGAAACUGCAGAAAAAAAAUUGGGAGUCCUGGCAGAUGAAGAUAAUACAUUGCAACAGAAUAGCAGCAGUAACAUCAGUUACAGCAAUGUAAUGCAGAAAGAAAUCACACUGCCUUCAAGACUCAUAUAUUAUAUCAACCAAGACUCAGAAAGCCCUUAUCAUGUUCUUGACACAAAGGCAAGACACCAGCAAAAACAUAAUAAGGCCGUCCAUCUGGCCCAGGCAAGCUUCCAGAUUGAAGCCUUUGGCUCCAAAUUCAUUCUUGACCUCACACUGAACAAUGGUUUGCUGUCUUCUGAUUACGUGGAGAUUCACUAUGAAAAUGGGAAGCCACAGUACUCAAAGGGUGGAGAACACUGUUACUACCAUGGAAGCAUCAGAGGUGUCAAAGACUCCAAGGUGGCUCUGUCAACAUGCAAUGGACUUCAUGGGAUGUUUGAAGACAGUACCUUCGUGUACAUGAUAGAGCCGCUGGAGCUGACUCAUGACGAGAAAAGCACAGGUCGGCCACAUAUCAUCCAGAAAACCUUGGCGGGACAAUAUUCCAAGCAAAUGAAGAAUCUCAGUACAGAAAGCAACGACCAGUGGCCCCUUCUGUCUGAAUUACAGUGGCUGAAAAGGAGGAAGAGAGCCAUGAAUCCCUCUCGUGGUGUAUUUGAAGAAAUGAAAUAUUUGGAGCUUAUGAUAGUUAAUGAUCACAAAACGUAUAAGAAGCAUCGUUCUUCUCAUGCACAUACCAACAACUUUGCAAAAUCUGUGGUCAACCUUGUGGAUUCUAUUUACAAGGAGCAGCUCAAUACCAGGGUUGUCCUGGUGGCCGUAGAGACCUGGACUGAGAAGGAUCAUAUUGACAUCACCACCAAUCCUGUGCAGAUGCUCCAUGAAUUCUCCAAAUACCGGCAGCGUAUCAAGCAGCAUGCUGACGCUGUGCACCUCAUCUCGCGCGUGACAUUCCACUAUAAGAGAAGCAGUCUGAGUUACUUCGGAGGUGUCUGUUCUCGCACAAGAGGGGUUGGUGUGAACGAGUAUGGUCUUCCAAUGGCAGUGGCACAAGUAUUAUCACAGAGCCUGGCUCAAAACCUUGGAAUCCAAUGGGAACCUUCUAGCAGAAAGCCAAAAUGUGACUGCACAGAAUCCUGGGGUGGCUGCAUCAUGGAGGAAACAGGGGUAUCCCAUUCCCGAAAAUUCUCAAAGUGCAGCAUUUUGGAGUACAGAGACUUUUUACAGAGAGGAGGUGGAGCCUGUCUUUUCAAUAGACCAACAAAGCUAUUUGAGCCUACAGAAUGUGGAAAUGGAUACGUAGAAGCUGGGGAGGAAUGUGACUGUGGUUUCCAUGUGGAAUGCUAUGGAUUGUGCUGUAAGAAGUGCUCCCUGUCCAACGGGGCCCACUGCAGCGAUGGGCCCUGCUGUAACAAUACCUCAUGCCUUUUUCAGCCACGAGGUUAUGAGUGUCGGGAUGCCGUGAAUGGGUGUGAUAUCACUGAAUAUUGUACUGGAGACUCUGGCCAGUGCCCGCCAAAUCUUCAUAAGCAAGAUGGAUAUGCCUGCAAUCAAAAUCAGGGCCGCUGCUACAACGGCGAGUGCAAGACCAGAGACAACCAGUGUCAGUACAUCUGGGGAACAAAGGCUGCAGGAUCUGACAAGUUCUGUUAUGAAAAGCUGAACACAGAAGGCACAGAGAAGGGAAACUGCGGCAAGGAUGGAGACCGGUGGAUCCAGUGCAGCAAACAUGACGUGUUCUGUGGAUUUUUACUUUGUACCAAUCUUACUCGAGCUCCACGUAUUGGUCAACUUCAAGGAGAGAUCAUCCCGACUUCUUUCUAUCAUCAAGGCCGAGUGAUUGACUGCAGUGGUGCUCAUGUAGUUUUAGAUGAUGAUACAGACGUGGGCUAUGUAGAAGAUGGAACACCAUGUGGCCCAUCCAUGAUGUGUUUAGAUCGGAAGUGCCUACAGAUUCAAGCCCUAAAUAUGAGCAGCUGCCCACUUGAUUCCAAGGGUAAAGUCUGUUCAGGCCAUGGGGUGUGUAGUAAUGAAGCCACCUGCAUCUGUAAUUUCACCUGGGCAGGAACAGACUGCAGUAUACGAGAUCCAGUUAGAAAUCCUCACCCACCCACGGAUGAAGGACCCAAGGGUCCUAGUGCCACCAAUCUCAUAAUAGGCUCCAUCGCUGGUGCCAUCCUGGUAGCAGCUAUUGUCCUUGGGGGCACAGGCUGGGGAUUUAAAAAUGUCAAGAAGAGGAGGUUCGAUCCAACUCAGCAAGGCCCCAUCUGAAUCAGCUGCAUGGGAUGAUGCCACCUUGCACUACUGGGUCCUGGGUGUGACACACUUGCCGCGACUAUGCAGGAACUCUUAAGUCUGUAAGCAAGAACACUGGGUGGUAAUGACUACAGAGCUGAAGUCCGGGUGAUGGGGAUGGGGAAAAAGAAAACUGUCCCUUUUGGAAAUAAUCUCAAAGAACCCCUCCCACAACCUGUCAAUAAAAGUGGGGCAAAGACCAUGUUAUCAAAAGAACUGUUUGGAAUCCUUUUUUUUUUUUCCCUAAGGAAAGGAGAAAGGAACAAAAAACAUUAAGUGCAAUAAAAGAACCAUUAAAAAAUAGCAAAUGAUUAUCCCCCCCUCAGCCUGCUGGCACUUAAUAUCUUCUAAAUGAUUUGGCAUGAUUUUUUUUCUUUUACUACCAAUGACAAACUCCAGUGGCAUGAAGAUUCAAUUUUUGAAAGGGUAAAAACUGCAUGGCAUAUAUUACUAGAAGCUAGCAAGCCAAUCCUCAGCAAAACCUGCAAUGGAAUUCCUAAGGGGAAGAUGACAGAUGACCACGCAGAAGCUGCCUGGGCCUACAAAACACCUCCUCACCCAUGCUCACCCCCUGUGGCCCCUUCCCCAGCCCCUUAAGAACCCCCAAUCCCUUCUAGAUGAGUCCUUGGCCGAACUUCGUGGGACCAUGCUCUUGUUGAUUCACUUUCCCUAUUAUUUUUCCUUCUGGACCAAGCAUCCUUUGGAAAUGGGAGCUGGAAUUUGAACAAUGAUGCUAUUGUAUAGUUCUUUUAUAAAUGUAAAUAUGGAAAUAAGAGAUUUUGACACAUCAUUUUCACUUGUCUGUACUGAGAUUUUUUUUUUCCUUGUCAAGAUUCUGUGUAAAUUCAAGUUUGUUGCUUGCUCCCAUCUUUUCUGUUUCUUUUCUUUCUUUCCUUCUUCGUCUCUGUCCUCUCUUGUACCAUGUCCUAUGAUUGUUGGGCUUGCUAAAGACAGACGUAGCCACAGAUGCAGGGAGUUUGAGCACAAAACAAGUCUAACUUAAAGUUAGUAUGCUGGAAACCAAAAAUAAACAAAAGGGUGGGGGUCACAAACAACAAAAUAACCCAUAUCAAAACAACAAAAAUUAUGUAAAUGCAAGUGAAAUGCACUGAAGAGUCUCUAAAAUAUUUUGAUGUCAUCAUAAACAUAUGUAUAUAAUGUAAGAAAGUAGCCACCCUCUCAAAUUAAUCACAGAAGUGCCAAGCUCAUAAUUUUAGUUUUUGGUUUUGACAAUUUUCUUUCCCUAUCCUUAAUGUGAAAGGAGGAUAAACUUAAAGCCUUAAAUAAUAAUAAUAAUAAAACAGUAAUUUUUAAAUGUUGAAAGCUUGGGGAAAAGUUAAACUUUCCAUUUUAUUCAUAUUUUGUCUAUACUCCAUCUUUCUCUCUCAAAAAUAUAUAUGGUAGAACUCCAUUGUAACAGUGGGAAUGGAGACAGAAGCAGCAAUUAACCUUCUUGUUGGCAUUGUUGUAACAGGCUGUAAUUCUGUGUGCAGUAUUUUCUGGAAGCCUCGUUUGGCCCACAGCAUUUUGUUGACACACAGAAUGUUGUGCUGGAUUAUAAUGGGAUUCCACUAUAUGCAAAUUCAUGUUCUUCUUUUCCCUCCAGGAACAUUUGCAGAUAAAAUCUUGGGGUUCCCAAGUCCCUCUGAGUUUCCUUCACUUUCACUGAUUUUUUUUCUGUUUAUGGUUAAUGUAUAGCUUCCAUUCAAGUGCUAAGCAAACAAGUUAAUAAAGAAAUUUGGCCAAAACAGCUUUGUUUCCCAUGCACAAACUUUUGCAUCACCAGUGAGCAUCCAUGUAGAGACGAGUUUCUACUAAAGGUCCCCAUAGACCCACCCUGCCAAUUUUCCAUGUCUCUGUUUUAGGAACAGGACACUCCAGUUGUACUAUUCAUUUCUUCAUGGUACCCAGUUAGUUUCUAGAUUUAGCACUAAGUCCCUUUUCAGCAAGAUUCAUAAUAUGAGUUUUAUAACUUUUUCUUUGACUUUGGAAAAGGUGAUGUUCUAAAAAUGUACUGCUUAAAACGUUGGGACUUCCCCCUAGGGUAUCUUUCAUUAUAGAAAUUUCACAAUCAUAGAGCAGAAACCUUAAUUUCCAUAUGCUACCAUAGACCACAAUUGAACAUUCUAAUCCUGUUAUUGCUUCCUGAGUAAUAGGUGCUACACAGGUAUGCAGCCUUUCUCGAGAACUUGCUCCAUGUUUAUAUGGUAAUAACAGGGCUAUCUAAGAGGUUCAUCAGCCUUACUUCUGGUUUCACGUGACACAGGUUGUAUUCCUUUACUGAAUGGAAAUGGCUCUUCAAGUUCAGAGGAAGGUUGGAGGAAACUCAGAUUACUUGGUAUAUCUCCCUGUUGCUGCAUUGCUUAGUGGGUCCUCACCACUAGGAGAUACCAAACUGCUGCUAACAACACACCAUAUGCAUUUCCCUCCUGUUCCAGAGGUACCAUGGUGACUUAAUAGACAUAAAACCAUAUGGUUACAAAAAAAAAUCUCUAUUGUUAACUUUUGAACAUUUCACAAACAACAUUGUAAAUGUGCGAUGUUAUGUUUUAAAUCAGACCACAGUGGUCCCCAGAUAUUAUGUACAUAUGGCAAAUGUCAGUAUAACUUUUUGUUAUGCUGGCAAUUUCAAGGGUAACCAAACCUAUGCUCCAAUGUCAAAUUAUUUGUGUGUAUAUGUAAAAUACACAAGCUUUAAGCUCUGUGUGUAUGAAUAUGAAAGAUAAUGCAAUCAUAUUGUAAACAAAGGAUAAUAAUUAUUUUUGGUGGUAUUAGGUUAUGUAGUUUCAAACUCUGCUGUAUUUCCUCUCGCACCUGCCAUUCAUUUGCUGAUUUCUGUGAUGUGAAUUCUCCUUUUUAUUAGUUUGAGCUCAAAGCACAAGCAGAUCACUGUUUAAUGUUACCCAACAAGAGUGUUAAGUGAUGACCAAGUUCCCAUUUCACCUGCUAUACUUUUACUGCGAUAAAUAAUGACAUCUGGAUGAGGAGGCGUGCGCUAACUUCAUUGCUCACCUGGGACAGUGCAUGAGCCCACUGAAUUAGAGCUACUCCUACUAGACAAAUGAGCAGUAUCCAUAGGUGCAUGUUAUGAAACAUGAAUCACAUAGAGCUGUGGAGUUUUACCAAGUGAUGUAUGUGUGUUUUUUUGUUUGUUUGUUUGUUUUUGUUUUUUUACUAUGCAAAGAUGGGAAAUGCACAAACUUUUCAGAGACUGAUGUCUGAAGAACUCUACAAACAAUACUUGAAUUCUUUCUUUAGUCAUCCCAUCGUGUCUGAUAGUCAUUGUUUCUUCCAUUGUUAAUUUCCAUUUCUAAAUGAUUUGUAAUUUUUUUAAGUGCACAACCUGAAGUUUUGUUUGAAGUUAAUAAAUUCAUUCACAUCUUGUUGGCCGCCUACGAAUGGAGAUUCAGUUAUUGUACGCAUCUUUCAGUCAAGUGUAUAUUAAAACUUUCAUUAAUGUAGAAUGUUGUAGCUUUAUGCUUUGAUCACUUAUUCCCAAAAUCUUUUUCUGUGUUCUCUUGUAUUGUUGAUUAAAUGACCAUGUGCCUGACAUCAUCAGAGUUUUAACACCAAUCCAGAUAAAAGGCUCACUGAAAUUUUAAGCAAUCAAUGGAGCAAAAUAAAAUCUGACUAGUGACAAAUGUU
This is a messenger RNA of Ictidomys tridecemlineatus (thirteen-lined ground squirrel), 6150 nucleotides long. It is a transcript of the gene Adam23, whose product is annotated as ADAM metallopeptidase domain 23. Gene Ontology annotation, molecular function: metalloendopeptidase activity. Gene Ontology annotation, cellular component: presynaptic membrane. Gene Ontology annotation, biological process: proteolysis. The record is from RefSeq and is a predicted model, not a curated record. Lineage: Eukaryota; Metazoa; Chordata; Mammalia; Rodentia; Sciuridae.